AUGGAGAAGUAUGAAGAUGUGUUUACAGACCAACCAGGAAGGACGAACCUGGCGGAACAUGAUAUUCACACUACAACGAAUGACCCAGUACGGAUAAAGUCGUACCCAUUACCGUAUAAUACGAAGGAGGUUAUCAAAGAGGAAAAGGCAGCUCUCACUGUUAAGCCCAGCAAAUGUUCCUUCGGAUUUGGGAGUUUACCGUGCUUAGGACAUGUUGUAGGAUCGAAGCGUCUGCAGAUGGACCAGGCAAAGGUAAAGGCGAUCCGUCAAGCACCCAAACCGACGACAAAGCAGCAAGUAAGAUCUUUCUUGGGACAACUUGCAGGCUUUUAUCGCAGGUUCAUUCCGAACUUUGCAGCGAUCGCUGUUCCUCUCACAGACCUUACCAAGAAGGGUAGUGCUAAUCAUGUGCAGUGGGAAGACAGCCAUGAGCGGGCAUAUACCACCCUGAAGAAAAUGCUGAUUGCAGAGCCUGUUUAA
This is a messenger RNA of Mizuhopecten yessoensis (Yesso scallop), 480 nucleotides long. RefSeq lists its product as uncharacterized. The record is from RefSeq and is a predicted model, not a curated record. Lineage: Eukaryota; Metazoa; Mollusca; Bivalvia; Pectinida; Pectinidae. The transcript has 2 exons. The coding region runs from base 1 to 480 and encodes 159 amino acids.